Molecule: messenger RNA, 1066 nt
Organism: Sphaerodactylus townsendi
Lineage: Eukaryota; Metazoa; Chordata; Lepidosauria; Squamata; Sphaerodactylidae
Gene: SMIM12
Product: small integral membrane protein 12
Exons: 2
Coding region: 130-411 (93 amino acids)
Source: RefSeq, a predicted model, not a curated record
CAAUGGAGUUGCGGCAGGAAGCCGGGCGCACGGCCGUGGAGGAGGCGGCGCUGGAGAGUCUGGCGUCGCGCGGUGCGCCGGGCAAGGCGCGAGGGGGCCGAGUUUGGCACAGGAGGACUUGAAAGAGCCAUGUGGCCCAUUCUUUGGGCAUCCUUGCGGGCCUAUGCCCCAUAUGUCACUUUCCCCGCGGCCUUCGUGGUAGGGGCGGUGGGCUACCACUUGGAGUGGUUCAUCCGUGGCCAGCCACCUCCACAGCCACCUGAAGAGGAGAAGAGCAUCUCAGAGAGGAGGGAGGAUCGCAAACUUCAGGAGAUUGCUGGAAAGGACCUCACCCAAGUGGUCAGCCUUAAGGAGAAGCUGGAAUUUGCUCCCAAAGCUGUGCUCAACCGGAACCGACCGGAGAAGAACUAGCCCUUCCAGGGCAGCCAGAGGCUCUUCCUGUUCAAGGGGGUGAUGCUGCUUGGUUGGUUUUUUGAUUCCAUUAUUCUGACCUUGCCCAAGGGCAACUUGCCAUGGCCUGCCAUUCAUGCCCUCACUAUUUUUGCUGUGCCUCAGUUGGCAGGGAUGGCUCGUGCUACUAGAAUCUAUCAGAGGUGAGGAGGAAUAAAUGGACUUUGGAGAGUCUUCUGUAAAGGAUGUCAGUUGUGAUGGAACUUCUUCCAGAGUUCUCUGUGAAGGUUCCAGAUUGUGUCUGGGCCAGAAGACCCCCUUCCUCUCCACCAUGAUCCGCACAGGAUCCAUACCGUGUCUUGGCAUGGGCAGGCUUUCUGAAGAACACCCAAGAAAUAAGGCAACCUUCAAUCAAUGGGGGAAUCUCUUGUCCAGUGGGCAUCGGGUAAACUGACUCUGCUUCCCUUCUCCAAGGCCCCCGGUCUGGGAAGAAACUGUAACCACCAGAGGAGGUGGUUAGCUGAGCAUCUCUGUCAUGCUGCUACUCAGGAAAUUAGAUGUUUCUUUCUCAAAGAGUUUCGGCCCAUGGUCUGUAGGUCUUCUCCUUCAAUUUUUUUUUUUUUGUGGUGUAUAUAUUAGCUGCCUUUGAAAUUAAAAAUUUAAAACACUUUGAAAA